AUGGCGAGUAAAUGUGUGGGUGUAGGUGAUGAGACGAGGUGUCCAUGUCGUGCAUGUGGAAAUCGACUUUUUCAGCAUAUUGGCUUGGUGAAGCGUCACUUGUAUAUACAUGGAAUUGACCUUACAUACACCCGAUGGAUAUUUCAUGGGGAAGAAGAUCCGUGUAGGGUAAAUGUUACUGGCAACUUCCACUCUGUGCGUAUGAAUGCAACGAUAGAUGAGAUUGAUGAGGUUGAAGAAUUGUUAGGUGAUGUGCGUAUGGGGACAUUUUUGGAUGCUAACACAAGUGAAUCCUCUGCUGCUCAAGGUUCCAUUACCGACGAUCACGAACAUAGAACAUCUUUUGACCGAUUAUGUGUAGAUGGUCUAAGAGAACUUUAUCCAGGCUAUAAGAAAAUUUCAAAAAUCUCUUUCAUUUUGAAGAUGCUUCAUAUAAAGGCGAUUUGCAACAUGUCUAACAAGGCAUUCGAUAUGAUGAUUGACUUGAUAAAGGGGGCCCUUCCAGAUGAAGAGACAUUGCCACGCUCAUACAGAGAAGCAACACAGUUUACUCGAGACUUGGGUAUUGGUUAUGAGUUGAUACAUGCAUGCAAGAAUGAUUGUGUGCUUUUCUGGAAGGAACAUGCCGAUAAAGAUAAAUGCCCAAAAUGCGGCACUUCAAGAUGGAGUAGUGUCAAAUGUAGUGGCAAGAAAAUUCCUCAAAAAGUCUUGCGGUAUUUUUCAAUAAAACCGAGGUUACAACGGUUGUUUACGUCAAAAGAUAUACCUAAAGAAAUGAGGUGGCACAAAGAUGGGCGAGAAGAUGACGGCAACACUCUAAGACACCCAGCCGAUUCGAUUGUGUGGAAAGAGUUUGAUAAAGAACAUGAUUGGUUUGCUCGUGAUUCUUGCAACGUUCGACUUGGUUUGGCAAGUGAUGGUUUCAACCCAUUUGGUAAUAUGAGUACAUCAUAUAGUAUGUGGCCAGUAGUAUUAGUGCCAUACAAUUUACCUCCGUGGAGGUGUAUGAAGGCUCCAAAUCUGAUAUUGUCAUUACUUAUCCCUGGACCCACGGCACCCGGAAACGAGAUUGAUGUGUAUUUGCAGUCGUUGGUUGAUGAUUUGCAUGAAUUGUGGAAUGAAGGCAUAAGCACUUACGACGCGGCGACGAAAGAGACAUUUCAGUUGCAUGUGGCAUUACUAUGGACAAUAAAUGAUUUUCCCGCAUAUGGAAACUUGUCUGGGUGGUCUACCAAGGGAAGCCUUGCAUGUCCGGUAUGUAACAAGAAUACAACGUUCAAGAGAUUGAAGUAUGGACGUAAGACGUGUUACAUGGGUCAUUGUAGAUGGCUUCCUAGGGGCCAUGUAUGGCGCCGAAAAGGAAAAUUGUUCGAUGGUACUGAGGAGCAUAGAUUAGAACCUAAAGAAUUGUUCAAAGAUGAGUUGUUGCAACAACUAACACAUGUUACUGAGUCUAUAGUGGGACAAUAUGGGUAUAGUCCAGGUGAUUUGAUUUACUUUAGGGACCCUACCAAAGAUCUAGUGGAUGGUCUACAACUAGUAUCCUCGGAUUAUGAUGUAGCUUAUAUGGUUGCCAAACAUGUGGAUACUCCUAAUGUAGUCCUUUAUAUUGUUUCUUUCCAAAAUGAUAAAGGUGGGGAUGGGGAAGAUUUGGAAAAUAAUGAAGAGGGAGAUGAUGGAGGUAGGGUUGAUUUAAAUGAUCCAUGGUGGGAUGAUAAAAUCAGUGAUGAUGACGAUGUUUUUGAAGAUUAUCUGGUGGAUAGUGCUGGCCCCUCAAAAAUGCCAGAAACUGAUGAGGGCGUGGAGGGUGAUGGGGAGGAUGGGGAUGGGGAUGGAGAUGGUGGUGAUGGUACUGAGGUUGAAGGGUGGGGGUGA
Molecule: messenger RNA, 1875 nt
Organism: Alnus glutinosa
Lineage: Eukaryota; Viridiplantae; Streptophyta; Magnoliopsida; Fagales; Betulaceae
Exons: 2
Coding region: 1-1875 (624 amino acids)
Source: RefSeq, a predicted model, not a curated record